Messenger RNA from Pectinophora gossypiella (pink bollworm), 459 nucleotides. RefSeq names its product 60S ribosomal protein L31 (gene RpL31). Gene Ontology annotation, cellular component: cytosolic large ribosomal subunit; ribosome. The transcript is spliced from 3 exons. The record is from RefSeq and is a predicted model, not a curated record. Gene Ontology annotation, biological process: cytoplasmic translation. Gene Ontology annotation, molecular function: structural constituent of ribosome. Lineage: Eukaryota; Metazoa; Arthropoda; Insecta; Lepidoptera; Gelechiidae. Bases 68 to 442 code for a protein of 124 amino acids.
AAAGCUGUCAGUUUCUUUUGACGUUUCUUUUUCGUGUCGAUUUUGGCCGCUAAACGCUAAGAUCACAAUGGCAAAACCUAAAGGCGAGAGGAAAGGUAAAUCCGCGAUCAACGAAGUUGUUACGCGUGAAUACACAGUGAACCUUCACAAACGCCUUCAUGGAGUUGGUUUCAAGAAACGGGCUCCACGAGCCAUCAAGGAGAUCAGAAAGUUUGCCGAAGUACAAAUGGGAACCCCUGAUGUUCGAGUAGACACUCGUCUAAACAAAUACCUGUGGUCCAAGGGUGUCAGGAAUGUCCCCUUCCGCGUCAGAGUGAGGCUGUCGCGCAGACGUAACGACGACGAAGACUCAGCCCACAAACUGUUCACACUCGUCACGUACGUCCCCGUCGCCUCCAUCAAGGGCUUGCAGACAGAGAAUGUUGACGCUAGCCAAGAAUAAACACUAAGUUUAGCAUA